CUAUAACAUCACAAGGUACCAGCUCAAACCCCUAGUCUAUAACAUCACAAGGUACCAGCUCAAACCCCUAGUCUAUAACAUCACAAGGUACCAGCUCAAACCCCUAGUCUAGUCACUCACAAUGUACCAGCUCAAACCCCUAGUCUAUAACAUCACAAGGUACCAGCUCAAACCCCUAGUCUAUAACAUCACAAGGUACCAGCUCAAACCCCUAGUCUAUAACAUCACAAGGUACCAGCUCAAACCCCUAGUCUAUAACAUCACAAGGUACCAGCUCAAACCCCUAGUCUAUAACAUCACAAGGUACCAGCUCAAACCCCUAGUCAAUAACAUCACAAGGUACCAGCUCAAACCCCUAGUCUAUAACAUCACAAGGUACCAGCUCAAACCCCUAGUCUAUAACAUAACAAGGUACCAGCUCAAACCCCUAGUCUAUAACAUCACAAGGUACCAGCUCAAACCCCUAGUCUAUAACAUAACAAGGUACCAGCUCAAACCCCUAGUCUAUAACAUCACAAGGUACCAGCUCAAACCCCUAGUCUAUAACAUAACAAGGUACCAGCUCAAACCCCUAGUCAAUAACAUCACAAGGUACCAGCUCAAACCCCUAGUCUAUAACAUAACAAGGUACCAGCUCAAACCCCUAGUCUAUAACAUCACAAGGUACCAGCUCAAACCCCUAGUCAAUAACAUCACAAGGUACCAGCUCAAACCCCUAGUCUAUAACAUCACAAGGUACCAGCUCAAACCCCUAGUCUAUAACAUCACAAGGUACCAGCUCAAACCCCUAGUCAAUAACAUCACAAGGUACCAGCUCAAACCCCUAGUCUAUAACAUCACAAGGUACCAGCUCAAACCCCUAGUCAAUAACAUCACAAGGUACCAGCUCAAACCCCUAGUCUAUAACAUCACAAGGUACCAGCUCAAACCCCUAGUCAAUAACAUCACAAGGUACCAGCUCAAACCCCUAGUCUAUAACAUCACAAGGUACCAGCUCAAACCCCUAGUCAAUAACAUCACAAGGUACCAGCUCAAACCCCUAGUCAAUAACAUCACAAGGUACCAGCUCAAACCCCUAGUCUAUAACAUCACAAGGUACCAGCUCAAACCCCUAGUCUAUAACAUCACAAGGUACCAGCUCAAACCCCUAGUCUAUAACAUCACAAGGUACCAGCUCAAACCCCUAGUCAAUAACAUCACAAGGUACCAGCUCAAACCCCUAGUCUAUAACAUCACAAGGUACCAGCUCAAACCCCUAGUCAAUAACAUCACAAGGUACCAGCUCAAACCCCUAGUCAAUAACAUCACAAGGUACCAGCUCAAACCCCUAGUCUAUAACAUCACAAGGUACCAGCUCAAACCCCUAGUCAAUAACAUCACAAGGUACCAGCUCAAACCCCUAGUCAAUAACAUCACAAGGUACCAGCUCAAACCCCUAGUCUAUAACAUAACAAGGUACCAGCUCAAACCCCUAGUCUAUAACAUCACAAGGUACCAGCUCAAACCCCUAGUCUAUAACAUCACAAGGUACCAGCUCAAACCCCUAGUCUAUAACAUAACAAGGUACCAGCUCAAACCCCUAGUCUAUAACAUCACAAGGUACCAGCUCAAACCCCUAGUCUAUAACAUCACAAGGUACCAGCUCAAACCCCUAGUCAAUAACAUCACAAGGUACCAGCUCAAACCCCUAGUCAAUAACAUCACAAGGUACCAGCUCAAACCCCUAGUCUAUAACAUCACAAGGUACCAGCUCAAACCCCUAGUCUAUAACAUAACAAGGUACCAGCUCAAACCCCUAGUCUAUAACAUCACAAGGUACCAGCUCAAACCCCUAGUCAAUAACAUCACAAGGUACCAGCUCAAACCCCUAGUCUAUAACAUCACAAGGUACCAGCUCAAACCCCUAGUCUAUAACAUCACAAGGUACCAGCUCAAACCCCUAGUCAAUAACAUCACAAGGUACCAGCUCAAACCCCUAGUCAAUAACAUCACAAGGUACCAGCUCAAACCCCUAGUCUAUAACAUCACAAGGUACCAGCUCAAACCCCUAGUCUAUAACAUCACAAGGUACCAGCUCAAACCCCUAGUCUAUAACAUCACAAGGUACCAGCUCAAACCCCUAGUCAAUAACAUCACAAGGUACCAGCUCAAACCCCUAGUCAAUAACAUCACAAGGUACCAGCUCAAACCCCUAGUCUAGUCACUCACCUCACCCCCUUUCACCCCCUAGCCUAGUGGUCAGAGCGUUGGA
Salvelinus namaycush (lake trout) is the source of this 2251-nucleotide messenger RNA. RefSeq lists its product as uncharacterized. The record is from RefSeq and is a predicted model, not a curated record. Bases 122 to 2200 code for a protein of 692 amino acids. The transcript is spliced from 3 exons. NCBI's taxonomy places the organism in Eukaryota, Metazoa, Chordata, Actinopteri, Salmoniformes, Salmonidae.